UCAUGACUUUUGAAUGCGUCGAAUCAAAAUCGAACUGAUAAUCGAAAAGUUUAAGAAUUUUGAACCGAAAUCAAACUGAAAAAUUGAUUAAUCGAUUUUUCAGUUCGUUUGGUUCGGUUUUGCAGUUUUUCUUGCCCACCCCUAAGCGCCCAGCAACAAAUUGUGCCCUAGUUCCCUAAUUCUAAAUUCGACAUUGUCCGGGUGUUCGACCUCUCUCUCUCUCUCUCUCUCUCUCUCUCUCUCUUCGAAUCCUUUUCUGUUCUUCUGCAUCUUUCGAGCUUCCUCGAAUCCACAGGCCCUCGGCCUCAGCUUCAGCUUCGAACUCUGAAACUCUCUUUCCUAUUCGCAGUCGCAAGAAUAAGAUGGUGAACAAAAGACAGAAACUAGCUCGCAAGCGGUUCAAAGAAGCCAAUCCUGAACUGUUCCCGAAACCAGAGCCCACACCCCCAAAAGACCCAAACAAGAAGAAGAAGAAAAAGAGGGGCACUUUCAAGCGCAUAAGAAAAGAGUCUAUAGGACCCGAGAAAUCUAAAAAAUCAGCCUUCAGAAAGCACCCUCUUAGGGUUCCUGGUAUGCGGCCUGGUGAGAGCUGCUACAUCUGCAAAGCCAAGGACCAUAUUGCCAAGCAUUGCCCUGAGAAAGCUCAGUGGGAGAAGAAUAAGAUAUGUUUGCUUUGCCGGCACCGUGGGCACACUCUCAAGAAUUGUCCUAACAAAGGCGAUGAAGCUGCAGAUAAGAAAUUGUGUUUUAAUUGUGGGCAAACUGGACAUUCUCUGUCAGCUUGUCCCCAGCCUCUUGAAGAUGGGGGGUCAAAAUUUGCUACUUGCUUUAUCUGCAGUGAAAAAGGACACUUAAGUAAAAACUGUCCCAAAAACUCACAUGGGGUUUAUCCUAAGGGUGGUUGUUGUAAAACUUGUGGAGAAGUAACACAUUUGGCAAAAGAUUGUCCUAACAAAGGAAGCAAGAAUUUUGCUGCUGCUGCUAAUGGAGUGGGGAAUGCAUCAGUCAAUUGGGAAGAAAGGCCAAGAGGACAGGUGACAAAGUUUGUAAGCGGAGACGAUCUAGAUGAUGACUUUAUUACAGACGAUACUUAUAAAAGUAAGAACGAAACAUAUAAAACUAUUGCGCAGGCGAACUCGGCGUCUGGAAUGGCUGUGGACGAUGAGUGUAAACUCAAAUUCUUGGAUCUAAAAGCAAAGAGGAGCUAUCGCUACAUUGUUUUCAAGAUUGAGAAUCAAAAGGUGAUGGUGGAGAAGCUGGGAACACCUGAAGAAAGCUAUGAUAACUUCACUGAUUCACUGCCCCCUAAUGAGUGCCGCUAUGCGGUCUAUGACUUCGAUUUCACAACUGAUGAAAACUGCCAAAAAAGCAAGAUUUUCUUCAUUGCAUGGUCACCCGAUAUAUCUAAGGUGCGAAUGAAGAUGGUCUAUGCCAGCUCCAAGGAUAGAUUCAAGAGGGAAUUGGAUGGCAUUCAAGUUGAGUUGCAAGCGACAGAUCCCAGUGAAAUGAGCCUCGACAUUGUAAAAGGGCGAGCACUUUAAGAACUUUUAUUUCUCCUCCUUUAUCUACAGACUUUCCUUCCCAUUACAAUAUCAGUUUCUUAUUUUUUUCCCCUGAAGUUUUCAAUUUUUGUGCGAGGAUUUUGUUUCAAACCCAUCUGGUGAAAUGUAAUACUAUGAAUCCUUUUGUUAUGUAAACUGUUCCCUUAUGCCAAA
This is a messenger RNA of Malania oleifera, 1715 nucleotides long. Its product is annotated as actin-depolymerizing factor 12-like. Gene Ontology annotation, biological process: actin filament depolymerization. The record is from RefSeq and is a predicted model, not a curated record. The transcript is spliced from 7 exons. The coding region runs from base 363 to 1541 and encodes 392 amino acids. Gene Ontology annotation, molecular function: nucleic acid binding; actin filament binding; zinc ion binding. Gene Ontology annotation, cellular component: actin cytoskeleton; cytoplasm. Lineage: Eukaryota; Viridiplantae; Streptophyta; Magnoliopsida; Santalales; Ximeniaceae.